This is a messenger RNA of Guyanagaster necrorhizus, 1004 nucleotides long. Its product is annotated as Diaminopimelate epimerase-like protein. NCBI's taxonomy places the organism in Eukaryota, Fungi, Basidiomycota, Agaricomycetes, Agaricales, Physalacriaceae. The coding region runs from base 19 to 930 and encodes 303 amino acids. Gene Ontology annotation, molecular function: isomerase activity. Gene Ontology annotation, cellular component: cytoplasm. The record is from RefSeq and is a predicted model, not a curated record. The transcript is spliced from 2 exons. Gene Ontology annotation, biological process: biosynthetic process.
GCUUUGCACCAGCCCGUCAUGUCGACAAGCCUUACAACAUUAUUGUAUUCAACUCUCGACGUCUUCACAACAACAGGGUUUCAUGGGAAUCCACUUGCAAUUGUUCUUGUGCCAUCUCCGCAGUCGUCCCAAAUCUCUCAGCAACAAAAACAGAAUAUCGCACGAGAAUUCAAUUUCUCAGAAACAGUUUUUGUUUACGACCAGGUAAAAUCACCAGAUUCUGGUCUAACAUUCCCGAUCUCCAUAUUUACGACAGCAGAGGAGCUACCGUUUGCGGGACAUCCUACCGUUGGUACGGGCUGGUAUCUAUUACGCAAAACUGGGUUGGAUAAGAUAACUUUACGAACCAAAGCGGGAGAUGUAUUGGUCAUUAAAGAGGACGAUCGAGUGCGCCUAAAGGUCCCUACAGACUUCAAGGUGCACCAGCCCUACACGAACAAGAUGCUGAAGGAGAAACAGUUGGCAUUGGAAGAUAAGGACUACGUGAAUGGUUCAACAGGUGCAGAAGCUGUGGUAUCUAUCGUGAAGGGCAUGAGUUUCAUCAUGAUAGAACUCUCCUCAGUGGAAGCUCUGGGAAAGCUUCAGCAAUACUCUCAGCACCUCACAAUACCUGAUGAGCAUCUGGGAGAUUGGAAAGGCUUUGGUGCUUUGUACGCCUUUGUGAAAAUGUCGGAUGGAACGAUCAGAACGAGGCUGCUCGAAGGCACAUUUGAGGACCCUGCUACAGGUUCGGCUGCCUCCGCAUUGGGGGGCUGGUUGGGGCAGAGUAAAGGUGAUGGUAACUGGAAGUUUGAUAUCAUCCAGGGUGUGGAGAUGGGUAGACGCAGCGAAAUCACGGUCUUCGUGGGUGUCUCCCAAGGCGAGAUAAAAUCCAUUGAAUUGGCGGGGAGUGCCGUGCAAGUCAUGGAAGGAAGGUUGAACGUCGUGUAAAAGUAAUGCUGAUUGGGGGAGCGGGUAAUACUGAAUCUAUCAUAUGGGAGUUUUCCCAUGAUACAAUCUAACCG